CAUGAAGCAGAGUAUGUGGAAAUUUUGAGUGGAGUGAAAGGGGACACUGGAGCGCGGCGCAUGACUGCCCAGUUCAUCUCUCGCUACUUUGGAACUUUUCCUAAUCAGGAGGAAGAAGCUCUGAAUGCCCUGUUUGACCUCUGUGAAGAUGAUGACCCAUCCAUCAGACGUCAGUCCAUCACCAGCCUGGGUGUCGUGUGUCGGGGCAAGCCUGCCCUUGUUCCUAAAGUAUCCGACAUCCUUGCUCAGCUUUUACAAAUGGAUGAGGCUGCAGAAGUCAGCUGCGUCAAUACCGCGCUUGUAGCUCUCCUCAGAGUUCAUGCUAAAGGAACCUUGACUGGCCUCUUCUACCAGCUGGAGAACAACAGAGACGAGAUCAUCAGAGACCGAGUGUUGAAGUUCCUGCUCUCCAAGAUCCAGUCCCUUUCCACUGAAGUUUUUGGAAAGGAUGUGCAAGUGUUCAUAUUCACCGAAGCUAAGAAGUUUAUUCCAACGGCCACUGAGGAAGAGCUCGUGCUGAUCAUGUCAAUCCUGGGGGAGCUGUCAGUGUGCCGCACGACAACUGCGCAGCAGCAGCUGUCAGACUUGCUCAUGGCGCAAGUGAACUUGAGUGAACCACUCCUCAAGUCCCCUGAUAUCUCCAGAACUGUGGGCGUCCUAAACCAGGCUAAGAAUUUCUUUUCGGCCAACGUAAAAUCCACGGCCGUGGUGUCAUACCUGUUGACUCACGCACUGCCACACCUUGAGAAGAUCGAGGCUGCGAUCCUCGUUGCUGGUCAGGACGCUGCUAAAGUCACCUACUCCAUUCUGAAACUUGUUGCACAGCUCCUCAACUACGCUGAAACCGUCGAGAAGGCCGAUGUUGCCAUGAAGCACGUCUUUAAAGCCCUCUUGGAUGUACUGCCUCAACCUCCUGCUGCUGGCGAGGCUGGCUGGGACGACGGUGGUGCAAGCCUGCAGUUCUCGCGCGUCGAGUGUCUGCUUUACAGCCUUCAGCAGCUCACCAAAUUCCACGCCGAUUUCUUCUCUGACGCAGAAGUUCUAAAGGACUUCAGACAGAGACUUCAGUACUUCGCUCGUGGCUCUCAGGCCUACCAGAAGGUCUUGCGCGAGGCUAUUGCCGGCAAGAAGGGAGAUGAACUCAAAUCAGAAGAGAAUAAAGUGAAACUUAUUGCUCUCAAGACCACCGCUAACAUCAACACAAUCAUUAAGGACUUCUUCCACACUCCACCCGCAGCUAAGAGCUCGAUCAGCCUGUCAUGGCUGCUGGAGACGGAGAAAGGCAAGGAUGCUAACGGCGCGGCCGUGGGCUUCAAGCGCCACGCGCCCAUUACCAUGGACGCUGACAGCGCUGAGUCGCCGCCCAAGCAGACGAAGGGCAGUCGCCAGAUAUACGCGCCGCCCAGUGGCAAAUUCAGCAGAGGAGCAAGCUAUGGCGGUCGAGGCAGAGGUCGCGGGGGUCGUGGAGCUGGUCGAGGGUUCCGACGCUAUUGAAGUGCCCCACAAUCUUGAGCGCGUGGCUGCAGACUGACUGAUACAUCAUUGUUUCAUAAAAGCUUUUCAUGAAGGAGUCAUCACCUCGACUGAACACAACGCCCACUGUCUGCGCCAGCUUCUUCAAGUUUUCUCUUAAUGUUUAGAUUUAAGUGAAAAGUGCAACCUGUCAUAGUGUCUCAACACAUACUCUUAAGUUGAGCAUGGUCCAUACCUGACCGAUCAUAGCGUUGUUUAGACUUGCGCAUCGUCCUUCGCAUUCUCUUCAAUCGGCGGCCAUUUGGGAGACAAAGAUUAUUUUUAAGACAGCUGCUCCGAUAUCUCGAGUUGCUUUUGACUACAAUGCGAUUUGGAUUUGAAUCCUUAUUCCUCGACAAAUCUGGCUUCUCAAUAUUCUCUAUUGCUGACGAUUAGGACCGCGCUUAUGGAGUCUGCCCGUUUUCUGUGGCCCAAGGAUUACCUCUCGUCAUAGCGACACCUCCGGUGACUGGACUGUAGGUAACUAAUGAAGCUUCGCUGUCGUUCUUCUGAAACUUUCCAGUGGUUCACUAAUGGGUUGCAUCGAUUUGCGCGUGCUAGUUAUUGUGAAUGUGUAUGCAUAACUUUUCUGUGCAGAAGCUGAUGCGGAGGAUAAGACGCCGUGAGGUUUGUAUUGGAAAAGGCAUCUUUAUUCUGUUUUCUGGGAAAUUGUCGGUAAGUAUGAAUUUAUUGGACAAAGUCUCUUCAGAGUUUCGAGCCUAUCAAUAAUGUACCGGUUAAAGAUCCCAAUUAACUGACAAUGGUUCAUUAAUCUAUUAGAGAUUGCGUGUCUGUGAGGUGCAACAAUAUUGAUAGGCUCAAAACCCUAAAUAAUAUAUGUUCCCAAGGUACACUUCGGCGGAGCUGCCCCAUGGAUUACAUUCAUUGUUUUUAUUUUAUUCCAGUUGCAGAUGAGCGGAAUUAUUAGCUUAGCAUUAUUGUUAAAGUUAAUUGUCGCUAGAACGGACAAUUCGAUCUUAGCCCGAGUCGCCAUGGGAGUUUCAGAUGAAGUUGACAUGCGCUGCUUGUGUGGAAACGAAAAAUAGUUGCUUGUCUCAAUGGAAUAAAUGUAGUUUGAGAAAUUGA
Messenger RNA from Hyalella azteca, 2598 nucleotides. It is a transcript of the gene cass, whose product is annotated as apoptosis inhibitor 5-A. Lineage: Eukaryota; Metazoa; Arthropoda; Malacostraca; Amphipoda; Hyalellidae. The record is from RefSeq and is a predicted model, not a curated record. Gene Ontology annotation, molecular function: RNA binding. Gene Ontology annotation, biological process: negative regulation of apoptotic process. Gene Ontology annotation, cellular component: nucleus.